AUGCUGUCGGAGGUGGCCGUGGCGCCCGUGCAGCCUCGAUCUGCGGAAGUGGUAACGAAAGUUCGCUUUGAUGACCAUUUCGAGCUACUAUGGACAGGGACAAAGAGCGGCAGUCUGUGUGUAUGUGAAUGCCCAACUUUGCAAAGCUACUCAAGGGUGAAGGGUCACAGACACGCGGUGGAGGACAUCACCAUUGCCCAAGGAGGGGGUCUGUCCAUAUCUUGUGACACUGUCAGGCUGCACGCUCAAGGGGGGAACUCAAGAUUCACAUUCCGGGACACACAAGGAGGGGACCUCCUGAGUUGUGCCCUCUACCCUGACGAUGCGAACCUGCACUCCAGCCGUGUGCUCUUUGGCCGUGCUUCAGGCUACUUGACAACAUUUGACCUAGAAACAUCUCAGUUCCUGGAAAAGGUGCCCCUUGAGGAAGGUAGCGUGAAGGUCCUUGAAACCAUCUUUUCAUGUGGACUUCUGGCUUGUGGCCAGUCAGCAGGCAAGGUGUACCUUGCUGACCCACGAGCAGGGCUGAAGGCCGAUCGAAGAGUAAUGGCGCAUGCUGGUGGAGUCAUAUCUUUGGCAUCCAAACACCAGCUGCUUGCAACCUGUGGCUACGAAUUGUUCAACAACCGCCUGGUGCCUGACACUGUUGUGAAGGUAUUUGAUGUGCGCUCCUUUGCCAGUGCCCUGUACCACAUGCCCUUUCCCGCCGGCCCCUCUUUGCUCGCCUUCCAUCCAAAGUUCUCAGGCACCCUCAUCGUUGGAUCGGCUUCAGGUGUGCUCACAAUUGCCGAUGUGCAGUCUGAUGCCGCCCCCCAUGCAUUCCAGGUCGCCACUGCAGGCCGCCAGCUGUUGGCUUGCUCUAUUUCCUCUUCUGGUGACUUCAUAGCCCUUGGGGACAAUGGCGGCAUGGUCCACCUAUGGUCGGGAACGGAUCAGGGGGGCAACGCUGUGAACCUGAUGUCUGCACAGCAUGCGAGGCACCCGCCGAGAAGCCAGCCCACGGUGCCCCUGUCCCAGGACGACGCGCUUAUGAAGGCACCUCGAUACUCAUGUGCAGGAACCCUGCUGUCUGAUUGGGACACAGCCACCCCCAUCGACGUGGGACUGCCACCAAGGACGGUCGACGUUUCCAUCUUGAAUGAGAUGAAGCAGGAAGAUUUCAUAGGGUAUGUUCCAAACCCCGAGUACCAGGAAGGCCUGGCCCCAGGGGAGGCCACCUUGCGAGUGGCGCCUCUUCGCAACCAGCGCGUCCAGCGGCAGUACAGCGCCUCUGAAGAGGAAGGCGUGAACGGGUUUGGGCACACGGAGGCCAUCCUGCCGCGCAUGUAUGCGAGGGUGGAGAUGCGGCGCCAGGGCAUCGCCAAGUUCGAGGAGUUCGACUUCGGGCCAUACAACACGACCAAAUUCUCGGGGCUGGAGAACGGAGUGUCCAGCUGCUACUGCAAUGCGUUGCUGCAGGUGCUGUACUUCGUGCCUGGUCUUCGAAAUGCAGUACUUCAGUGGCGGCAGAACCCUGACUUGGAGAUCUGCCUGUUGGACGAGCUGUCAUUCCUGUUUCGGAUGCUGGCCACAGAUGCUCCCGUACCAUGCCUGGCCAGCAACCUGCUUCGCGCAUUGCACCACACCCGUGAGGCAGUGGCCCUGGGGCUUCUAGAUGUCAGCAGCCCCAGCCGUGCUGAGAUGAGGGGCCUGGCCCAGAGGGAGCAGACCCUGCCUCAGAGGAUACCCAGGCUGUGCCAAUUCCUGCUGGAACGACUUGAUAGGGAGUGGCGCCACGAGCACACUGCGGAAGGUCCAAGCCCGAUAGCCAAGUUGUUCGGCGUGACCACAAGGGUGCACACGCAGUGUCUGUCUGGAGGCGACGCCCACAGGGAACAGGAAAUCACCUCCUUCCAGGUUGAGCUCCAGUACCCACCCGCGGAGGCCACGCCAGACCCUCGGUUUUGCGACAUCUUGCAGCAGUCCCUGCGGAGCGAGGUGGUGCUGCGAGCCUGGUUCAAUGAGGAACGAGGCGACCAGAAAGUCAGGCAGACAAGAACUCCAACAUCUUUUCCCCAGGUGAUGGUCAUAAGCUGCAACGCCAACGAUCCUGGCGACCCCCAGUGGUGGAGGCUGGAGGCCACCGACUCCAGAGGCGCUAGCUGGAUACCCUGGUACGUGGAGAUCGCCAGAGAUCCCCCAACUGGCGAGGUCAGUGUCCGACAGUCUGACAGUGCUGAAGUCUUCAGCAGCAACGGGGCCGCCCCUUCGGGCCAAGAUGACACAGGAAGGCCCAAUGUGCGCGGUGGCGAUGCCAGCCCUUCGCCUCGGUGCGCAGUCUACGAGCUGACUGGCAUUGUGGCUCAUGUGCACGAUGGAGGGCCGCACCCGCUGUACGACUCUGGCGGCCACAUGAUUGCCCACGUGAAGGUGCCCUUGCCGUACUUGCAGCCAGGCCAGGGCUUGCACUUUGCCGACGGGGACCCAGGAGGGCGGGGCGUCGGCGACAGGGUGCAAAACCCCUUCGGGAUCCCGGAAGGCCGUUGGGGAGGGCCGACGCCAAAGGCGCAGAGAUCCCCGGUUGUGAAUCUUCCAGACACUUUGGAUGACGCUCUAGGCAUCAUGGACACGACAGGAGCGAAUGAUGGACUGGGUGGUGGUGCAAACAACGAAUCGCCAGGCGAGGACGUCUCAAUGACCUCCUCGGAUGGCGGGGAUGCGGACGACGGCCAGCGCUGGCUGCUGUUCAACGACUUCUGCGUCACUCCCACGUCUGCAGACGAGGUCCGGCAGGUGUUCGGCGGGCAGAAGAUCCCGUGCCUGCUCUUCUACUCACAGACGGCCGCCCUGCAGGCCUGGCAGGAUUCCUCCCCUUCCGAGGUCGCCCCCGUCCUCUCCCCUGAGGACUUCUUCCGCCUGUGCAAGUCGCCUCCGCUGCAGGGCCCGCGGUACCGGCCGCAGCACCCCAAAUUCAAGCCGCUGGACCUGCGGAGCGAGAUGCCGGCGCCAGGCACCCGCGUGGCCAUCGACGCGGAGUUCGUGGUGCCGGGCUCGGCGCAGGCCUUCACGCUGUCUGGGCCAAAGAGGGAGAUGCCGACGCGGUUGAUCGUGGGGAGGGUGAGCGUGGUGCGCGGCGAGGGCGCCCUGGCGGGCGUGUGCUUCAUCGACGACUACGUCCGGGCCCUGGAGCCCAUCCAGGACUACCUCACGCGCUUCAGCGGCCUGUGCGAGGGCGACCUGGACGUCGAGACGUCGCCGCACUACCUGACCACCCUCAAGCGGGUGGCCAUGAAGCUGCGCUUCCUGGUGGACCGGGGCUGCGUGUUCGUGGGCCACGGCCUGGGGCAGGACUUCAAGAUCAUCAACAUCGUGGUGCCCGAGGAGCAGAUCAUCGACACGGUGGAGCUGUUCCACCUGCGGCACCACCGCAAGCUGAGCCUGCGGUUCCUGUCGUCUUACCUGCUGGGCCUGGACAUCCAGGCGCACACCCACGACUCCAUCGAGGACGCGCGCGCCGCGCUGCACCUGUACGAGGCCUACGAGCGGCUGGCGGCGGCGGGGGGGCUUGAGGCCAAGCUGGUGGAGAUGUACUGCUGGGGGAAGGACAACGGCUGGGACCCGGGGUCCUGGGACGACCGGCCGAGGCAGGGGGGCUGA
Ostreobium quekettii is the source of this 3636-nucleotide messenger RNA. NCBI's taxonomy places the organism in Eukaryota, Viridiplantae, Chlorophyta, Ulvophyceae, Bryopsidales, Ostreobiaceae. The record is from the annotation of a GenBank genome assembly.